UCGAAGUGCGAAUCAUCGCCACCCAAGCUGUGGUUAUGGUUGGGAAGAAGGAGACCCCAUCCUCGAAUAAGCAGCAGCAUAAAAACGCUACGACCAAUACCAACACAAAUACGACUUCUACGAGCACUACCGUUUCGACAACAGAUAAAACUCCUACCCCUGUGAGUACCACGGAUCAGGAGCUAGAGAAGGACAACCAACUCCAACAAGUUGUUGCAGCCCCCUCUACUGCUGCUAAUAACGGGAGCGUGGCGACAAGAACGGUGACGGCGACACCACCACCUCCAAAACCAGCUCCGACAGUACCACCUCCAACAACAGCAGCUCCGACGCCAAUCCUCAACAACGUCGCCGUGGUGAACCCUGCACGCGAAGAUUUUCGAGCUGGGGGUGGACCUGCGAAUCAUUCCGUAGACUCGGUCUCCUCCGUUUUCACGGUGUCCUUAGGUGCUUUAGACGACAUGCCAAUCUCGGGGUCGCGUGGUGCUAGCAUCCGUGAAAGCCAACCGCUUCUCAGAAUGGAUGACCUAUCUUUACAUAACAUAUUUCCAGACGAUCCUUCAUUCUCGGACUUGGUUAGACAAACGGAAAUCGCUAUAGAUUGUGGGAUUCUACCUGAACGGAUCUAUCAGGGCUCGUCGGGAUCUUACUUUGUCAAAAGUUCUGUGAAUAAAACGAUAGCAGUUUUCAAGCCCAAGGACGAAGAACCUUAUGGCCGAUUAAAUCCAAAAUGGACAAAGUGGUUGCACAAACUUUGUUGUCCGUGUUGUUUUGGUCGCUCUUGUCUAGUUCCUAAUCAAGGAUAUUUGUCAGAGGCUGGUGCAUCCCUUGUCGAUACAAAAUUGGAACUGAAUAUAGUUCCGAAAACAAAGGUAGUCAGAUUAGUCAGUGAAACUUUUAACUAUGUUAGACUUGAUCGAGAGAAGGCUAGAGCUAAGCGGGCCGUAAUUGAGCGCUUUCCGUCUCUUGGACGACGUUUCAAUCGGAUUGGACUGCCACCGAAGACUGGGUCAUUUCAACUGUUUGUGGAAGGUUACAAGGAUGCAGACUACUGGAUCAGACGCUUUGAAAGUGAACCUUUGGCGGAUUCCAUUCAGAAGCAAUUUCAAUUUGAAUUCGAAAGGCUUGUCGUGUUGGACUACAUUAUUCGGAACACGGAUCGAGGCAAUGAUAAUUGGUUGAUUCGAUACGACAAACCAGAAGUGUCGAAAGAUACUCCGGAAGAAGAAUGGGCUUUUGUUAAACCACCAGCAAUUCGGGUAGCUGCAAUCGACAAUGGCUUAGCUUUUCCAUUCAAACAUCCCGAUUCCUGGCGAGCAUACCCCUACCAUUGGGCUUGGCUUUCAUUUGCCAAAGUUCCCUUUAGUGAAGAUAUAAAAAAUCUGGUCCUCCCCAAGACGUCUGACAUGAAUUUUGUGCAAGAUCUAUGUGAUGAUAUGUACCUUCUGUUUAAGCAAGACAAAGGGUUCGAUAAAAAUGUUUUUGAAAAACAAAUGGGUGUUUUACGAGGCCAGAUACUCAAUUUGAACCAAGCAUUGAAGGACGGUAGAAGCCCAGUUCAGCUCGUUCAAAUGCCUUCAGUUAUUAUUGAACGGUCAACUGAUCAGUCAAAUGGUUCAUUGCGAUCUGUCAUCAAACAACGGUUCCAACAGGAGAGUCCUAUCUUUUCUUGGUGCUAGUGUGGUGUUUCUAGUUCAGCUUCACUCAAAAAUUAUAUCACAGUGCUAAAUUUUCAAUUUCAAGACUAAAUAACUCCAACCAACGUGCAAAAAAGAGAGGGAUCGACUAAUUCGUAACACAUCAAAAUUAUCGUGAAACACGUGUAUAUAAAGAAAAUCUGAUACGACUUAAAUUUUCCUGAUUGGUAUCUACUUCAGCAAACCCAUGACCCCUUACUCUCGCAAAAUGCACGCAGUUUUAUUAAUCAACAAUUAUUUCGCAUAUUCGUGUAUUAAUAGCGCUUACCUCAUAAAAAUGACACCAUAUAAAUUCCAUUUUCUCCACCCCGUCAUAAUCAAUCAAUCGCUCAUGUAUGAAAAAUAAGAAAAAACUGGGUUUUAGCAAAUACAAAAAUAUAUAUUGGGAAUACUCCUAGUCAACAGUUGUUGGCUAACCUGUGUGUCUGUCUAUACUGGAGACUAGUCUAUUUAUGUAAUUUUUUUACCCCAAAAAUGUACUGUAAAAUUGCUCUUUGUAACAAAAAUGGUAUGAAAUCUUGCAAAUACAUCAUCUCGCGGUAUUGAAAAUGAAUGCAACAAGAAAAGUUUUUAUGGCUUAAAAAGGAAACUACAAUAAUCGUACAUUCUUGCGAUUGUGAUACUUAUAAAUAUUUAAUUUAACCAUAUUUUUCUUACACAGAUACAAUAAUUAAUCUGACACUGUAGAAGCUGUUCACCAUGUACCGAGAAACGCUGUGGUUGUGUUGUGGAUUGUUACCACUUAUUAUAAUACCUCGUCGUCGUGAUCCGCAUAUACCCUUCGUAGAUAUUAAUUUCAAAUCGUAUACUUUAAGCCAAAUUAUGCCAAUAAUUUGGAUUCUUAUUUAUUCUGUCCUUUGUUGUGUCCGUUUUUGUUUGUAUGAAUUUAAUUAGCUGUAUAACUAUACCGAACUAAACCACUUGCCUAAUUUAAUUCCGCUUAAUUUAUUUUAUAGAAAUUAUUUCAACCUGACCACCUUUAUGCUUUAAUUCCGUUGUAUUACUUAAGAUUGUAUAUUAUUUAGCUAAACAAAAUACUAGUAAUUACGAAUUGCCUGCUUAUUUAAGUAUAUAGCUUUCUGUCUACAAUAUCGACAUCAAUUUUGCGGUCUCGUCUCUACUAAAAAUAUAUUUGUGUUUAAUUGCUAUCAAUUGAUGAUGCAUCGCUGCUGUUGUACUACAGUCGAAAUUGUGGCUAGAAAAGUUUUUGUACGUUUUUAAUGUUUACUUGAUACAUACAUAUAAGGGCUAAGGGGUAGAUACAUAUAAGGGGUAGAUUCGACGUAAAAAUAUGAAAAGCUAUAUACAAUACAUACAUGUAUCUAUCUAAUAAAACACGUAUGUGCAUGGAUGAUGACGAAUUACAAAAUGAAAGUCUGGAUGCAAACCUUGAUUAAAAACAUGAAAAAUAAUAAAAUGCAGAUUUUCACUUAGCUAAAAUA
Folsomia candida is the source of this 3139-nucleotide messenger RNA. It is a transcript of the gene Pi4KIIalpha, whose product is annotated as phosphatidylinositol 4-kinase type 2-alpha. The record is from RefSeq and is a predicted model, not a curated record. Lineage: Eukaryota; Metazoa; Arthropoda; Collembola; Entomobryomorpha; Isotomidae. Gene Ontology annotation, cellular component: plasma membrane; trans-Golgi network; endosome. The transcript has 9 exons. Gene Ontology annotation, biological process: phosphatidylinositol phosphate biosynthetic process; endosome organization; Golgi organization. Bases 36 to 1679 code for a protein of 547 amino acids. Gene Ontology annotation, molecular function: 1-phosphatidylinositol 4-kinase activity.